AUGAGCGUUCCCUCGACUGCUACCGCCGCCGCCGCCGCCGCCGCCGCCGCCGCCGCAAUCAAUGCCGCGCCCUUGUCCGACCGCAAAAUCCCCGUCGUGCUCCUCAAGACCAAAUCCACGCCCACGGAUGGCUACGAGGAGUUUUUCGCCGCCGCGGGCGACGGCCGCUACGACCCGGUCUUCGUGCCCGUCCUCGAACACCGCUUCCGGUCGGACGCGCUGAAGCAAUUGCGCGCAGACAUCGCGCACGGCGGCUUCACCGGCAGCGCGCCGCACGCCAAGUAUGGCGCCAUCAUAUUCACGUCGCAGCGCGCCGUCGAGGCCUUCACGCAGGUCGUGCAGGACCUGCAGCGCGAGAGCACCGCUCAGCAGCAGCAGCAGCAGCAGCAGCAGCAGCAGCAGCAGCACGACAUGGAUGCCCUGCUGCCGCCGACGCUGCCGCUCUACGUCGUCGGCCCCGCGACGGCCCGGGGCCUGCGCGCGCUGGGCCUGCAGUGCCCCAUCCUCGGCGAGGAGAGCGGCACCGGCGAGGUCCUGGCGCAGAUCAUACUGGACGAUUACAACGGCCGGAUGCUCCAGCUCGGCGGCGGUGCGAAUAAGCAAAGGGAAGGGCAUGGCGGUAAAGAUAACAAGCUGCCCGUUCUGUUUCUCGUCGGCGAGCAGCGCCGCGACAUCAUCCCAAAGACGCUGCAGGCGCCGGACCUCGUGCUGACGGGCCGCUACACGGCCGUCGAUGAGGUCGUCGUCUACGAGACGGCGGAGAUGCAGUCGUUUCGCCACGACUUUGCAGCCGUCGUUGAGGGAAAUAGGCGCGUGGGCGCGGAGCAGCAGUGGGUCGUCGUGUUCUCGCCUACGGGCGGGAAGGCGAUGUUGGAGACGUUGGGGAAGGGUGAGGCGGUGGCGGGGGGAAGCUCCGGGAAGAUGGCUGCGCCUGCGCUGGAGGGUGAGGGGUUUAGGACGUGGAUUGCGACCAUCGGACCGACGACGAGAGAUUAUCUUCUGAAGUGCGGGUAUGUACCUGAUGUGUGCGCGAAGAAGCCGAGCCCGGAGGGUGUGGGCAAUGGCAUCGAGGACUUCAUGCAUGGAUUUGCCGCCAAUUGA
Molecule: messenger RNA, 1101 nt
Organism: Diplodia corticola
Lineage: Eukaryota; Fungi; Ascomycota; Dothideomycetes; Botryosphaeriales; Botryosphaeriaceae
Product: uroporphyrinogen-3 synthase
Exons: 1
Coding region: 1-1101 (366 amino acids)
Biological process (GO): uroporphyrinogen III biosynthetic process
Molecular function (GO): uroporphyrinogen-III synthase activity
Source: RefSeq, a predicted model, not a curated record